Messenger RNA from Aegilops tauschii subsp. strangulata, 636 nucleotides. The record is from RefSeq and is a predicted model, not a curated record. NCBI's taxonomy places the organism in Eukaryota, Viridiplantae, Streptophyta, Magnoliopsida, Poales, Poaceae.
AUGCACACAUUAUGUAGCAAUUCUGGGACUUGGAUAUGUGGGCGCUCACCUAGCGGGCUGAGGCCCAAGGUUGAAGGAGGAGGUCGGGCAGGCCUCGGAGGCGCGCUGGGCCGGAGCAGGCCAUGGCGAGGGCGACUAGGCCAGAGCGGGACCCACACGGCGGCGGUCGUCCCUCUCCUCGAUCCCGACUGGAUCAAGGGAGGCAGGGGCAGCGGCAAGGAUCCCGGCGCGGGGCGGAGUCGAGGCGAGGCAAGGCAGGGACCGGCGGGAUCCGGGCGGAGGUCGCCGGAUCUAUUCCCGGCGGCGGUGGCGGGCUCCUGCGUGAGACAAAGGCGAGGUGAGGGAGAGAGAAAGGAGAACGAGGAGGUAGGAGAGGAAGGCAGGGGCAGCGGCGCUCAUCUGCGGCGGGCGGGGCGUCCGAUGGCGAGGAAGGGCGGCGGGGCCGGAGCGGUCGGCGGCCGGCGAGCCUCUUGCCGGCGGCAAACGGAGACGGAGGCAGCGCGGGGCUCCGGCGAAGCGGGCGGUGGCGCCGACGGGAUGGGCCCCGCGGGCCCGAUUUGGGCCGCGCCGGCCGUGGCAGACGGGGGCGGCGCGGGGACAGGUGGCGGCGGUGGAUUGGACGCGGGAGGCGGCUGA